ACAAAGAAUCUAAAAAGCAAGCCGCGUCCUGCUUGUGCAGAAACCUGGACGGAUAAAUCGCUGUCCUCGUGUCUUUGAUUGAGAGAGAAGAGUGCCCCGUGCAACCCUGUUACAAUUAUAGACUGAGAGCCGGCCCCAUCUGGCAAGCUGAGAGUGGCCGGAGCGAUGACAGGCGGAGGAUCGUCGGGGAGGAUGCCCACCUCGAAAGAGAGAGAAAACAACAAGAAGAGGGAACGACGCAGAAGGGCGAUUGCUGCCCAGAUCUAUGCCGGCCUUAGAGCGCAGGGGAACUAUAAGCUUCCCAAGCACUGUGACAACAACGAGGUCUUAAAGGCUCUCUGUGCUGAGGCUGGUUGGAUUGUUGAGGAGGAUGGAACUACCUAUAGAAAGGGAUGCAGGCCACCUCCAACUGAGAAUGGAGGAACUUCAGCUAAUAUCAGUGCUUGUUCCUCCAUACAGCCAAGCCCACAAUCCUCAUCAUUCCCUAGUCCUAUGCCUUCCUACCAUGCUAGCCCGUCUUCAUCCUCCUUCCCUAGCCCCACUCGCAUUGAUGGAAAUCCCUCUUCGUUUCUGCUCCCAUUCAUUCAGAACAUAGCGUCUAUUCCUUCGAACCUACCCCCUCUCAAGAUAUCUAACAGCGCUCCUGUAACCCCUCCUCUUUCUUCUCCGUCCUCUAGAAGCUCAAAGCGAAAAUCAGAUUUUGAGUCUCCCUCCAAUGGCUCUCUUAAAUCCUUUCGUGACCCGCUUUUUGCUGCCUCCGCCCCAUCAAGUCCUACCCGCCGUCACAAUGUUGUAGCUUCGACUAUUCCAGAAUGUAACGAGUCCGAUGCUCCUCCAGUGAACUCUGGUCGAUGGGUCAGUUUUCAGGCAGCAACGGGGGCUUCUGUUGCUCCUCCUUCACCCACCUUUAAUCUUAUGAAACCGGUGGCACAGCAAAUUUCUCAUCAGAAUUGCUUAAAUAUGAGAGGAAGCACGCAUUGGAAUCCACCUCCAGCUGCAAAGAAUGGGCGAGGAUCAGGGUUUGAGUUUGACAACGGCAGAGUCAAACCGUGGGAGGGCGAGAUAAUAGUACAGGAGGUGGGAAUGGAUGAUUUGGAGCUUACUCUAGGGUGUGGAGAGGCAUAAAGUUAAAACCAAACUGAAUACUGCCUCGAAAUGUGUUAUGUUUUUGAUUGAACUAAAAAUGAAUUGAGCCUUGAGAAUAGCCGGAAGGUGAAGGGGGUGUAGGUUGACGAAAUGAAGUCUCAGGCAAAAUUGAUGGGUCUCACGAGGCAACAAAUAGACAAUACCCAUCUUUACAAAGAAAGCCGGAUAAGGCAUUAGCAGGCAGGCAGGGCAAUUACAUAAACUUGGUGGGUUGUCGAAUAUCCAGAAACUAGCAACAUGAUGAGACAUAUGUGUAAACUAUGCAAUUAUUAUUGGAAAGCUCGCCAAUGGCAGCCUAUUUUCUUUACCGGAGCAUUUACUCCUGGCCUCCAUUUGCAAUAUUUAAGUCACGCUUUAUUACUUUUCGUCAUCAACUUUCUGUUGUAAUGCCAGCGAUCCAAAUACAAUUUCAUUUCGUUUACUG
Molecule: messenger RNA, 1570 nt
Organism: Neltuma alba
Lineage: Eukaryota; Viridiplantae; Streptophyta; Magnoliopsida; Fabales; Fabaceae
Product: BES1/BZR1 homolog protein 2-like
Exons: 2
Coding region: 166-1125 (319 amino acids)
Biological process (GO): brassinosteroid mediated signaling pathway; DNA-templated transcription
Molecular function (GO): DNA-binding transcription factor activity
Source: RefSeq, a predicted model, not a curated record